Molecule: messenger RNA, 1903 nt
Organism: Gekko japonicus
Lineage: Eukaryota; Metazoa; Chordata; Lepidosauria; Squamata; Gekkonidae
Product: interferon-induced GTP-binding protein Mx1-like
Exons: 10
Biological process (GO): defense response to virus
Cellular component (GO): membrane; cytoplasm; nucleus
Molecular function (GO): GTP binding; microtubule binding; GTPase activity
Source: RefSeq, a predicted model, not a curated record
GUUAAUUUAUAUGUUCCUCCCUCCUAUGUAGCCCAGAAUGCAAUAGCUGGUAAUGGAUUGGAAAUUAGCCAUGAACUAAUCAGCUUAGAAAUCACCUCCCCAGAAGUUCCAGAUCUGACUCUGAUUGAUCUACCAGGGAUUACAAGAGUGGCUGUGGGCAACCAACCUCAAGAUAUUGGAAAGCAGAUCUUAACCUUAAUUAAGAAGUAUAUUAACAAACAACAAACCAUCUGUUUGGUAGUGGUGCCAAGUAAUGUAGAUAUUGCAACUACAGAGGCACUGAAAAUGGCUCAAGAAGUAGACAGUACAGGAGAAAGAACACUUGGAAUUCUGACCAAGCCUGACCUGGUUGACAAAGGAACAGAGGCAGAGGUAGUUGACGUAGUCCGAAAUCACAGAGUUUUCUUGAAUAAAGGAUAUAUGAUAGUUAAAUGCCGUGGGCAAAGUGACAUCAACAAAAAAAUGACCUUGGCAGCUGCAAUCCAGAAUGAAAGAGAAUUUUUUGAAGAGCAUGAUUAUUUCAGACCUCUUUUUGAAGAAGGCAAAGCUACCAUCCCGCUUCUGGCAGAAAGACUUACACAGGAGCUGAUAGAACACAUUAAUAAAUCCCUCCCCAAGUUACAAGAUUAAAUAAAGAGCAAACUUGAGAAAGCCAAUAUCCAGCUUCAGGCAUGUGGCCCAGGUGUGCCUGGGACUAUAGAAGAGCAGAUGCUUUUCCUUAUACAAAAAAUCAGGCAAUUUAACGACAGCAUUUCAAAUGCAGUGGACGGAGAAGAAGUUUUGACAAAUAAUAUAACCCCAAGAUUGUUCACAAAAGUACGGCAACUGUUUAAUGAGUGGGAUUCGACGAUUAAUCGCAGUGCACUUGAUGUCAAAGAGAUUGUGAAAGAAGAAGUGUGGGGCUUUGAAAAUAAAUAUCGUGGAAAAGAACUCCCUGGGUUUAUCAAUUACCGAACCUUUGAGGCCAUCGUAAGACAGCAAAUUAUUCAGCUAAAAUCACCAGCUAUUGAGAUGCUGAAGAAAGCAGUAGAUCGUGUGCAAACAACGUUUAUUCAAAUUGCCCACCAACACUUCAGUAAUUUUUACUUUCUUCUUAGAGCAGCUCAGAAUAAUAUUGAAGAUCUAAAAGUGAAGCAAGAGGAGGAAGCAGAAUCUAUGAUCAACACUCAGUUUAAACUGGAGCAUAUUGUAUACUGCCAGGAUGGCAUUUAUAGUGAUGAUUUAAAGAAUGUGCGAACAAAAAAUGUUUUUAUUCAGGCUUCUACUGCUGCAAAGCAGUGUUCCAUGGAAGAGAUGACGUACCACUUGAAUGCCUACUUCAAAAGUUCUGGAAACCGUCUUGGUACCCAAAUUCCUCUGAUCAUUCAGGCCUAUGUUCUCCAAGAUUAUGCUGAAAAGCUACAGAAUGCAAUGCUGCAGCUCUUGCAAAGGAAAGAUCAGUUCAGCGUUUUCCUUCGUGAGCGAAAUGAUGCAGGCAAUAGGAGGAACGCCCUGAAGGAACGGAUCAGCCGUCUCACCAAAGCUCGAGAGCGCUUAGCAAAAUUCCCCGUUUGAAGAAGAGGUGUUUCUGUGUUGCUCUCUUCAGUCAUUCCAUAGUGGUUUUUGAGUAAAUACUUUGAAAAUACAAAAUUAGGCAUAUUAAUUUAGUGCAUGUUAGAUUUUAAGAAUGUAUUUGAAACCACAUUUGUGUCUGACAAAGAGGAGGAAUUUGUGGGCCAUUUACCAUUUCCUCCCCUUUAUCCAAUGCAUUUCUUCCAGGCAGAGUAUCAAGAUAGAACCUGGGCCUACUUUCCUGAGGAAGGGCUCCAGGUGGUAUAUCCAUAAUGUUUUUACAGCAACUGAAGUCCAGCUGACGGUGGUUAGCUUACGGGUGAGCUCUGUACUUCUUCUGCUGUAGUAGCUC